Molecule: messenger RNA, 3060 nt
Organism: Salvelinus namaycush (lake trout)
Lineage: Eukaryota; Metazoa; Chordata; Actinopteri; Salmoniformes; Salmonidae
Product: netrin receptor UNC5D-like
Exons: 17
Coding region: 1-3060 (1019 amino acids)
Biological process (GO): netrin-activated signaling pathway
Cellular component (GO): membrane
Molecular function (GO): netrin receptor activity; protein binding
Source: RefSeq, a predicted model, not a curated record
AUGCCAAACAAAGGGACGACCCCGGGAUCAGGAGCGGACCGGUCUCCUCUGCUGAGGCGCAGAAACCUGACGAACCGGCUGAGGCGUGAGAGCCUGAUGAGCCGGCUGAGACCUUCCCGGUUGCUUCGUCCGAGGCACGGGAACCUGUUCACCCAGCUGAGGUAUGGGAGCCUAUCGAACCCGCUGAGAAAUGGGAGCCUGUCGAGCCAGCUGAGGCAUGAGAGUCUGACGAACCGACUGAGGCCUCCCUGGAGUGAUGCUCUGCAGCAUGGUACGUCAGGGACCCUCCCCCACUUCCUCCAGGAGCCCGAUGAUGCCUAUAUCGUCAAGAGCAACCCCAUCAAGCUCAAGUGCCGGGCCAGGCCAGCCCUGCAGAUCUUCUUCAAGUGCAAUGGGGAGUGGGUCCACCAGAGCCAGCACCAGUCUCAGGAACACACCGACGAGGGCACAGGGUUGAAGAUCCGGGAGGUGAUGAUCAACGUGUCUCGUCAGCAGGUGGAGGAUUUCCACGGCCCCGAGGACUACUGGUGUCUGUGUGUGGCCUGGAGCCACCUGGGCACCUCCAAGAGCCGCAAGGCCACCGUACGCAUCGCCUACCUGAGGAAGAACUUUGAGCAGGACCCCCAGGGGAGGGAGGUGCCCAUUAAAGGCAUGAUUGUGCUGCACUGCCGUCCACCAGAGGGAGUGCCUGUCGCUGAGGUGGAGUGGUUAAAGAAUGAGGAGCCAGUGGGCUCGGACGGGAACAUCGACACGCGAGCGGACCACAACCUGAUCAUCCAGGAGGCACGUCUGUCCGACUCUGGGAACUACACAUGUCUGGCUAGCAACAUUGUGGCCAAGAGACGCAGCCUCACUGCCACUGUGGUCAUCUUUGUGAACGGAGGGUGGUCGUUGUGGACAGACUGGUCGGCUUGUAACGUGCCCUGUGGGCGGGGGGUCCAGAAACGCUCCCGCACUUGCACCAACCCUGCCCCUCUCAAUGGGGGCGCCUUCUGCGAGGGCAUGUCUGUCCAGAAGAGUACCUGUAAUUCCCUCUGCCCAGUGGAUGGUGGAUGGGCAGAGUGGACAGAGUGGACGGUGUGCAGUGGUGAGUGUGAGAGGCAGCGCAGCAGAGAGUGUACGGCCCCAGAGCCCAAACGUGGAGGCAGGCUAUGUGACGGGGCCGCUCUGGGAACAUUCAACUGCACCGGGGGUCUCUGCACUCACAAUCUGCUACAUGACGCCAAGCCACAGGGUCUGGAGGGAAGCAGUGACGUGGCGCUGUAUUCGGGCCUGGCGGCGGGGGUGGUGACAGUGGUGGUGUUGAUUGUGGCGGUGACCCUCUACCGGAGGAACCAGAGCGAGUACGGCGUGGACGUCAUCGACUCCUCCGCCCUCACCGGGGGGUUCCAGUCCUUCAGCUUCAAGACUACUCGCCAAGGCAACCCCCUGUUGAUUAGCGCGUCCCUGCAGCCGGACCUGACAGUGUCACGGACGUACACCAGCCCCAUCUGCUUCCAGGACUCCAUGGAUAAAGAACUAAUUUCCCAGGAGCCUUCGCUCUUCGACCCCCUGCCCGACCUCAAGGUCAAAGUUCACUCCUCAUUCAUGGUGUCCCUGGGCGUGUCAGAGAGGGGGGCCGAGUACCACGCCCAGAAAGCCCACCCCCAGACCUUCCCCCGGGGGCUGGCACCCGACUACAGUGGGGUAUGGGUGGACGGGACCCUGAGAGGGAGGAGGGAGAAGAGCCUCCUUGCCCCCCACGCACCGUCUACGCCCUCCAGACCCCCUCUCAGGACGUCCGGGGUGUUGGGACACGCAGGUGGGAGGCUGGUGGUCCCCAAUACAGGUGUGAGUCUGUUGGUGCCCCAUGGGGGGAUAGCUGAGGACACUACCUGGGAGAUGUACAUGGUCAUCAACCAGGAGGACAGCAGCAGUACCCUAUCAGAGGAGAGCCAAGAGGUCCUGCUGAGCCCAGAGGUCACGUAUGGUCCACCGGGCCUCGACCUCUCCUGUCCCGUCGCCAUGACAAUAGCCCACUGCGCUGAGUUCGCCACCGACAACUGGAACAUCCGGCUCAAAAGGCAGACACAGGAUAACAAGUGGGAGGAAGUGAUGUCAGUGGAGGAGGAGAGCACUUCCUGCUACUGUCUGCUGGAGGCUCAGUGCUGCCACCUGCUGCUGGAAAGUCCAGGGCGCUACGCCCUGGUGGGGGAGCCACUGAGCCAGGAGGCUGUGAAGAGACUGAGGUUGGCCGUGUUCGGUAGUGCAGACAACACCAACCCUCUGGGAUACAGCCUGAGGGUGUAUUGUGUCGACAACACCCCCUACGCAUUCCAGGAAGUGGCAUCAGUGGAGCGGAUGAGGGGCGGUCGUCUCCUGGAGGAGCCCAAGACGCUGCUGUUCAGGGGGAACUCCUUCAGCCUGCAGCUCUCCAUCCAGGACAUCCCCCAGUUCCUCUGGAGCAUCAAGCCUUUCACCACCUGCCAGGAGUUCUCGUUCUCUCAGGUGUGGGCUAGUAACCAGCGGCCCCUGCAGUGUGCCUUCUCAUUGGAGCGCUACAGCCCCGCCUCCUCCCAGCUGUCCUGUAAGAUCAGUGUGCGUCAGGUCAAAGGUCAGGAGCAGAUCCUCCAGGUCUACACCUCUGUGGUCGAGAGUGAAAAGGAGGUAGUCCCCUUCUUCACUCAGUCGAACUGUACCACCACGUCGCUGACAGGGUCCAGGGCCUUCAAGAUCCCCCUGUCCAUCCGCCAGAGGAUUUGUGCCACCUUCGACACAGCCAACGCCAAGGGCAAGGACUGGCAGCUGCUUGCACAGAAACUCCACAUAGACAGGAACCUGUGUUACUUUGCACGUCAGGAGAGCCCAUCAGCGGUGAUCCUCAGCCUGUGGGAGGCCCAGCACCAGGACACAGGGGACCUGGACUCUCUGGCCAGCGCCCUGGAGGAGAUCGGCAAGGUCCACUCCUCCACCCACUCCACCUCCAGUAGGGCCACCACACUGACCACCACAGGGACCACCACAAGGACCACCACUACCCUGGGCUGCAGCACUGAGGAGCUGGACACUGAGUUCACCUAA